Molecule: messenger RNA, 8530 nt
Organism: Gadus macrocephalus (Pacific cod)
Lineage: Eukaryota; Metazoa; Chordata; Actinopteri; Gadiformes; Gadidae
Exons: 16
Coding region: 194-1315 (373 amino acids)
Source: RefSeq, a predicted model, not a curated record
UGGCGCCGAGAGUCCCAAAUACUAUAGAGCAAGAGACUCACUCUGCAAGUUUUUUUCUGUGCUGAGACAUCAACAUUGAGACAGACCUUUUUCCUCUGCCUUCCAAGGAUUAAAUUAAUAUUGUGAGAGGAUUCAUUUGAGCACGUUCUGUUUUUCAACGGUGAGGUUCCCCGAAAGGAAGUUCGUUUUCAAGAUGCCCCGUCCCUCGCGUGCUUCGUCUGCAGCCAAGAUGAGAAUGAAGAAGAUUCUUCCAAUGGCAACGACUCUGGCAAAAGGCUUUGAGCCUGUGCAUGGCACUGGAGCACGUCAUAGUGUCGAGCCUUGGCCUGUCUCUCCCCACACUGAGAAGUUCAAUCGAUUGGUUCUCCCUCUUGAAUGUCCAGAUAAGCAGUUUGUGCUGUUUGUGGGCGACUCGCAUCUGCGUGCGUUGGCUGACGGUUACGUGAAGAUGCCAGACGGUUGCCUUUCGUUUGGGUUCCUGUCUACGCCUGGGGCGUCUGCCGCUGAGCUUCGCACUGAGUUGUUGAACGCUGACAUCGGUAGAACCCCAGACAUUGUAUGCUUGUUGGCCCCAAGCAACAAUCUUACGGCGACGCCCAGCAUAGAAACCGCUGGAGUUGCCUUCAACGGACUUCUGAGAGCUGCCUGCAGUCGAUGGCCUAAGGUGUUUGUGCUCGAUUUCCCACCCCGGCUGGCGAGUGAAUUGGCGCCGCAACAAUUCCUUAGAGAGGAAUUUCGUCGCGUUGCAGCAAAGAAUGGUGUAAAUUACUGCCUCACAGCUGACCGCUUUCCGCUGGACUCACGUGCCUUGUGGAGUCGUGAUGGGAUCCACCUGAGUGACGAUCUGGGGAUGCCGCUUCUCGCGAAGUUGCUGUGGCAUUUCUCCUAUCGGCAGCUAGAGGCAGCUUCACCUCUGCCUGUUACACCUCCGCCUGUGUCUCCUCCCAAGUCACCCCCGACAGUGAGAUCGUUCACUACCACCGUGGUUGUGAAGGGAGAAGUUUCACGUCCACUUCCUCUUGACCCCUUCAAGGAAACUGUUGUCGGACGUCACGGCAAGCGCAGCCAACCUGAGAACUGGGAUGCGCCUGAGGACUGGGAUCAGUCUUACAUGAGGAUCCUUUCUCAUGAGGUUUGUGUACCACCCGUGGUCCUGGAGGAAUACCCUGUCGUGCUAAACCCUAUCCUGUUUAGCACUGACACGUUGGCUGCAAUAGAUCGCAUUGUUCCUUCCAACCUUGACAGCCCUAUGUAUGCUACCAUGGGGAAUCACACAAAGAAACGGAAGGUGGCACAUGGAACCACUGCAUUAUAGGCAUUUAAAACUCCAGCAACAAUUGCGGAACCUUCAAAGCUGGUACCUCCUCGUCCUGUUCUAGAAGCUGCUGUACCAGCUACUCUCGAGGGCAGAGUUUUUGUGCAUUCAAGCAACUUUUCUCAACUGGAGGGGGAUGACAAGUCUCUGUGUGUUGAUGAGUGGCCGUUUCUCCAAACAGAGGUUUGUGAGAAGCUGAAGGUGAACCAGCCGACUGCUCAGGUUGUCUCUAGACAGAGGCAACAAGAGGAGCCAGCAGCUUGGGGGCCAAAAGUUGUGAAGGCCCAGGCUGAUAAACCAACAGCCAAUGAGACCAGCUUCUUGGGAUGUUCAACCAAGAUGACACACAUUGAGGACCAUGAGCAGGAUGAACCAGCAUCUGAGGUCACUGUGGGUCAGCAGCAGAGCCCGCCUGAGGACAAUGGCCAGCUUGAAGAUCCUCAUGUAACACGUGGCAAUCAGAAGGCACCCUGUGAUGUUGUACCUGCCAGAGCUGCUACAUCAAGUCAUGUGACUUAUGAGAACCCUGGGUGUCUUAAAGGAUCGUUUGAUCAGAGCAGCCACAUAUUUGGGGAAAAUGCAGGUAUGCAGUGUGCUACAAAUAGCAUAGCGGCGAUUAUGACCCAUGCCACCCAUAGCGUUCUCAAAUGGAAAAAAAGAAACGUUCAUCGUGUUCUAAAACAAGGAAAUGGCUUGUACACAUCUAUGCUAGAAAAUAAUGAAAUCAGUUCAGCCAACACCACUGGGUAUAUUUACAUUGCUGAGUUACCCAGACACUGCAAAUUAAACAAUAAAUUGUUUAGUUUGGAAUAUUUUGAUACUCUCACUGGAGGUCUUGAUCGAAAGGAUGAUUAUGACGCUUCUGUGCAAAACAUAGUCAUGCCUUUAAAAGAGGCCAUUCAGAAGACACUGCUGCAGACAGACACAUGCUUGCUUAACAUCAAAGAAAAUGUCUGUGCAGUUUUCAAGGUCAAAACUGCUUUUGCAGUUUUUGAUCCUCAUUCUCGUAGUACUUGGGGCUCGGUUGCACCAGAUGGAACCAGCAUAGUAGCGCACUAUGCUACUGAGAAUGAGUUAUAUGACCAUAUUGAGAACCUUGUCAAUUCCUUGUAUCAAAAUGAUCCACAUGCCCCAAACAAAUUGUUUGAAGUCACAGGUGUGAAAGCUGUUGAAGUAAACGAAGCCAGCACUUCGACACAUGACAGUACUUUUGACACUGACUCGGAUCUCUGUGUACUUUCUGUAACAGAUAGAAAUUCCCUUGCAGUAAACACGUCUUUUUCCCUUGAAACUGUGCAGCCUGUAGCAAACACUUCCAAAUGUGACACAACUGUAAACAUUGACAGUGAUCUUCCAAUUCACACAGAUGGUGCAUCAGAUGUCUGUUUAAUUUCUGUAACAGAUAGCCCCAAUAUAAUAUUUAAUGGAUUGACAUUAAGGGAAAAAAACAGGAUCUGCAACAAACUGAAUAUCGUACCAAGUUUAGAUCAAAAUAUUGUUGUACAAACCUUCGAUAUGGGACAGCCUGAACCAUGCAAAACAACAUCCAUUGAAGGUGACGGUAAUUGUUUCUUUCGUUCUCUUUCGUCUGUAAUUAGUGGUUGCGAGUCACAUCACAAGGCCUUUAGAAAGGCUGUAGUGAAUCACAUCUCAAAUAAUCCACUUCAUUACAUUACUGAAUUUGCUUCUGUGGAGCAAUAUCUCAGGGACUCAAAAAUGAAAUAUGUUGGAUCUUGGGCAACGGUGUUGGAAAUACAAGCUUCUGCAGAUUUGCUCUGUGUUGAUAUUUACACAUACAGUCAACAGAAAUGGAUUACGUUUACGUCAAACAUUGAGCCGAUUUUAAGAAAAGCUAUAUAUCUGAAACACUUCAAUGAACGCCAUUAUGAACCAAUUGCAUGUGUCAAAGAAAAAACCUCUCUUACAUGCUUUAGUUUAACUAGCUUCUGUGAAAUGUCACACAAAAUGUCCAAUGCAGACCUUGUUUCACCACGUAAAAAAUGUAGUGAUAAAGUAAAAAAUCGAAGAAAAAGGAAAAGAUAUGCUGAAGACACAGAAUAUAGGCAAUUUAAAAAGCUAAAAACACAACUAAGAUAUUAUUGGGAUGAACAGUAUCAAGCAAAUCGGAAAGCUAGCAGUAUCGAAAAAUAUGCUAAUAAUGAAGCGUUCAGAGAACAAGUAAAAAAGAGCAGUAUUGAAAAAUAUGCUAAUAAUGAAGCGUUCAGAGAACAAGUAAAAAAGAGCAGUAUUGAAAAAUAUGCUAAAAUGAAGCGUUCAAAGAACAAGUAAUAAACAGCAGUAUCGAAAAAUAUGUAAAUAAUCCUGCCCAUCGUAACCAGGUGAAACAAAGAAUUGUAAUCAAAUACAGAGAAGAUCCUGUCAUGGUCUGUGUCGUGUUUUGGUGUUUCCCUGUGUUUCCUUCCUGUGUUGAUUACUGCUCCCUCCCCUAAUGUGUCUCAGCUGUUCCUCGUUGCGUUUGCUACUUAAGCCCUUGUCUUUCCUUUGUUCCUCGUGCUGUCAUUGUGGUUAGUUCGUCCUGCGUGUUCUCUGUUGUCACCUGUGUUCCCUUGCCCCUUGCCCCUUGCCCCUUGCCCCUUGCCCCUUGCCUUAGCCUUUUGGCAGAAACAGUCUGCAUCUGGGUCCUACCUGCCUGCCUGCACCGCUAACCGUAACAGAAUGACAGCACCACCAUUGGACCCAGCGGACGCUAAAUUUUUCCGUGAAUUGGAGGAUUUGUUAGUUUCAAUAAUCAAAGCUAUGGAUGGCUGGGAGAACAUACCCAGCAGGAAGCUGUGAUGGGGCGUACGUGCAGGGCUGCUGCGUCAAGGCCCGUAUUGGGGGACGUCUUACCCGAGUGGGCAGUCGAGCUGCUCAACCCCACAACCUUUUGGCCGGAGAGCUACAUGCCACUGCCACCGGCCCAAGCCUCCACGCUCCCGCUACCAGCCACUGCCCCGGUCCCCAGCUACCAGCCUCUGCCCCCGGUUCCCCGCUACCAACCUCUGCCCCUGGUCCCCAGCUACCAGCCUCUGUCCCCGGUCCUCAGCUACCAGCCUCCUCCUUUACGGACAAUCAGAGUGGGGGUGGUGAGUUUAGGGUACUACCCGGUUCCUCCUGGCACUCCAGCCCCCGCACUGACUCCGGUCCCCGAGCCCUGUCCGGUUCCUGAGACCACUCCUCUCCUUCCAGAGGGGGCCCGCCCCCUGCUCCUUCCAGAGGAGGUCCGGCCUCUGCUCCUGCCGGAGGGGGCCCGCCCUCCAGACCGUCCAGGGGAGGCACGCCCUCCGCUCCUGCCUGUGGGGUCCUGGCUUCCAGAGGGGGUCCGCCCUCUACUUGGCCUUCCUCCAGAGGGGACCCGCCCUCUACCUGGCCUUCCAGAGGGGGUCCGCCCUCUACCUGGCCUUCCAGAGGGGUUCUGCCCUCUACCUCGCCUUCCUCCAGAGGGGACCCGCCCUCUACCUGGCCUUCCUCCAGAGGGGACCCGCUCUCUACCUGGCCUUCCUUCAGAGGGGACCCGCCCUCUACCUGGCCUUCCUCCUGAGGGGCCCCGCCCUCUACCUCGUCUUCGCCGGCCUCCUGAAGGGUUCCGCCUUCGCCGCUGCCGGCCUUCAGAGGGGUUUCUUUGCCGUUGCAGGCCUCCUGAGGGACUGAGCCCUCAUCAUCCUUGCCGCCGGCCUCCUGAAGGUUCCCCCUUCACUCUGCCUCUGCUUGCCCCCCAGGCCUUCCGCCUGAGGCUUCCUGCCAUGCCCUGGGGCAGUUUUCUGACACCCCUCCGCUCUGCCCCAGUCCAUUUUUUUUUUUUGAUUCCCUCCUCCUGGUUCCCCUCCACCCACCCGUUUUGGGUUUGACUUUCUUCGUUGUUUUUUUUGCGCUUGUCGUGGGUCGCCUAGGAGUCUACCCUUAAGGGGGGGGGGGGGGUACUGUUAUGGUCUGUGUCGUGUUUUGGUGUGUUUCCCUCCUGUGUUGAUUACUGCUCCCUCCCCUAAUGUGUCUCAGCUGUUCCUCGUUGCGUUUGCUACUUAAGCCCUUGUCUUUCCUUUGUUCCUCGUGCUGUCAUUGUGGUUAGUUCGUCCUGCGUGUUCUCUGUGGUCACCUGUGUCCCCUUGCCCCUUGGCCAUUGCCUUAGCCUUUUGGCAGAAAUAAAGUGCUGUUCUCCCUAAACCGUCUGCAUCUGGGUCCUACCUGCCUGCCUGCACCGCUAACCGUAACAGAUCCGGCUUAUAAGCCCUCUUUAAUUGAAAGAAACUGUCAUAAGAGACUUAAUCUAACCCUCUUAAAACACAAUAUUGACUUUGUAAUUUAGCUUUUCCAAGAUGAGGUCAAACAUGGACCAGAACAUGUUUGUUGUACAUGUCACAGAUUAUUGUUCCGAAAGCAAGUAAAAUUAUGGGACAUAACUUCAUAUGAAUCCAAGGCUUCAACUGUGUCAGCAAUUGCAAAACAAUGCAUUACUACAACAUAUCUCCAUCAAUGUGAUAAUCCAUGUUUAUCGCCAUGCACACUAAAACAGACAGUUGCUGGGAAAUUGUGGAUAUGUUUCAAUUGCAACAACAAGAUACUCAGUGGUAAGGUUCCCCAGGAGAGUGCUAUGAACAAUAUGGAAUUAGAUCCAAUUCCUGAUGAACUACACACACUGAACUCAUUAGAACAACACCUGUGCGCAUUGAAUAUUCCCUUUAUGCGACUUGUGGCAUUGCCACAAGGUUCUCAGAAUUCUGUCCAUGGCCCGGUGACGUACGUUCCAUCAAACAACAAUGUAGUCACUUCGGUUCUCCCAAGGCUAGAAAAUCAAGAUUUAAUGAUACAAAUAAAACUGAAAAGAAAACUUAGUUAUAAGGGCAAUUAUCAGUAUCAAUAUGUGCACACUCAAAAAAUCCAAAAUGCAAUAGCAUGUUUAAAGGACAUCAAUAAAUGGUAUAAGAACAUAGACUUUAACACUGAAUGGGAAAAUCCCUUGCAAAAAGAUACAUGUUCUGUUUUGAAAGAAUGCAACCCAGUUAAUGACACUACAUCUGCACCUGAAAGCAGUAACACUAUUGACAUUACAACUCAAUCAGAUCAGGGGCCUGUACCACGAAGCUCGCUUAGAGGGUUAGCGAGUUAUGUUGAGCUCAAAGCCUGGGUUAGUUGUACCACGAAAGUCGAUCUCUUUUAGCGUCGCUGUAUCACCAUGGUGACUUAUGCUGGCAACCAAACCUGGUCGGGAGCAGUUUUUCGGCUUAGUCUAGCCGGAGAUCGGCUACUUAAAUCGGCGUGCGCAGCUUCCUAGCCCCUCCUCUGACAAUGGCGUCACCGUUUGUGGGUGUUCCCGUGGACCUCGGCGCACUUCUCGUACAGGCGUCUCUCCGGUGACAGAGGGUUUUACGGGACAUAACCGAUCCCUUGGCAUUGUCUGACGAUAUUCAGAUUUCAGACUCCUUUUGGACCUUAUGUAGACAAUGCUUACUGUUGCGCAUUGUGUCUCCGUGACAGAGUGCUAGAGUGGAGGUAGCGCGUCAGUCUUUAAUUUCUGCGCGGGGGGUUCGACUCCCAAGUGACGCGAAUUCAUGUGAAGCUUAAAAAGUCCCAAUUCUCAUGCAUAUGGAAUACUUAUUCACUAAAGCUUAUGGAAUUAUAUUUUUGUGCUUAUUUCGAACUUGAACCCAUAUUUUCAAGGCCGUGCUGGCACCACAUCUAUGGGGGUAAAAUGCAUGAUGAUAGACCGGCGAAUUUGAACCCUGGUCGCUGGUGUUCGGGUCUUAUACUAAUCCACUACGCUACAGCCGCUACCUCUCAGAGGUUGAUAACAUGCGAUACAUUUCUUACAUUGGGUGUAUUUAAAGUGAAUUCCCUAAAUGAUAGAAUAAGGCAGGAUGGACGUUGCUUAUGAAUUUUUAAAUCAUCAUCAUUCUAUUUGGAUUAAUGGCGAACAAUUCUGCAUUUAGCUGUUAUUUUAUAGACAAUAUGCAGAAUCUUUUCCCUUAUACACAUAUAGACUGCUUGAUCUAUCGUAAAGGUGAGAAAAAUGACGCAAAAAAUGCCCCUUUCAAGUGAACGCGCACUGAACCUAAAGCGGAAAACCUGGUUCAACUAAUUGAAUCUAAAGUGAGCUUCGUGGUACCAUUUAACUCUGAUUGCGAGUUGCGGCUCUGUCGAGCCAGGUUUUCCCAAGAAAGCCUGGGUAUGUUCAGCGAGGUUCGUGGUAUACCCCCCAGGUGACAGAUGAUGAAGAACAUGACCACAUAUAUGAAAGUCAAACACACGGGAUACACUUGGACACAUGUUUACAACUAGGGAAGCAAACAAUUAAUCGAUUAUCGAUUAAUUGUCGAUAAGAGAUUACUCGAUUAAAAUAAAUUACUUGCAAUUAAUCGCGUUUUUAACCCGUAAUUCCCCACCAGUCCACGUGAGGGCGCGCUUGACGCCAGACAUGCACACGCGGUAACACAAGCGAAGCAGGAAUAGACAAACGAAAAGCGGGACACUGACACGAUGAAGAGGGCAAAACGGAGUGCAGUAUGGAGCCACUUUAAGUUGGUUAAUGACGACAAAGACGCCAAAUGCACAAUAUGUGGAAGUAUUUUAAAGUACAACAACUCCACGACUUCGUUGAAUUACCACCUACAUGUGUCACAUUCAGCCGUGCUACAAGCAGCGAGUGGUUCUCAAUCUCAGCCUACAAUCACCACAGCGUUGGGACGAAGGGUAUGUGACUCCACAAAAGCAGAGGGCAUUACCCAGCGGAUCUGUAACAUGAUUACUACAGACCUGCUGCCGAUAAAUGUUGUUGACGGACAGGGAUUUCGAGAGGUAAUAAAGUACAUCGAGCCAGGGUACAAUAUCCCCUCUAGAACAACCAUAACCACCCGCGUGGAAGCAAGCUACGCGAGGAAGAAGGCUGAGUUCAAAAUAGCGAUGUUUUUGUUUUGUUUUACGAAGACACCUCUAUCAUCAGGCAGCCUAUAUUUUAGGUUGACUAGAGCUACGACAGUUCAGUCCUGUUUUUUUUUACUAAUGUUAUUGUGAUAUUGUCCCAUUUCCCAGUUUAAGGGGGAUUAGAAAUGCUGCCAAUAGUCCACAUGUGACACCUUAUUUACUUUUCAGAAUUUAUUUUAUUAUGCUGCUAAGAGACAGUACACUAAUUUAUUUUCAUGUUAAAUGUUCCAAUGUAAUAUUUUGAUUUUGGUUGAUUUGGUUUGUUAUGCUACCAAAAUGAAUAAAUCUUUGAUUAAGGAA